Molecule: messenger RNA, 3790 nt
Organism: Odobenus rosmarus divergens (Pacific walrus)
Lineage: Eukaryota; Metazoa; Chordata; Mammalia; Carnivora; Odobenidae
Product: ATP-binding cassette sub-family A member 3-like
Exons: 22
Biological process (GO): lipid transport; transmembrane transport
Cellular component (GO): membrane; intracellular membrane-bounded organelle
Molecular function (GO): ATP binding; lipid carrier activity; ATP hydrolysis activity
Source: RefSeq, a predicted model, not a curated record
AUGGAUUUGUUGUGGCUCAACCAAUUUGCGGUCCUCCUCUGGAAAAAUUUCGUUUUAAAGAAAAGGAAGAUAAUUUCUUUAAUUGUGGAAAUCUUCAUGACGGUCUUCUUCUCUCUAUUGAUUUUGCUUCAUCGCAGAAAUAUAAAGAAGACGUUUCAGAAUGUUACUAUUUUCAGGCCUGUUCCUUUGAUGACCCUGCCUGAUUUCUUCUUUAAUAGGAGCUAUGUAUAUGAAUUAGCUUAUGUGCCUUCUAAAAGUGUUGUGGUAAAAAAUAUUACUGAGAUGGUGAAAGAGACAUUAAAUGCCAAUUUUUCAGUUCAAGGCUUUUCUUCAGAAGCACAGUUUGAAAAGUACGUUGUGUAUGAAAAGAAGCCUAUGGUUCAUGUGCUGGCUGCUAUUGUAUUUGAUCAUGACUUCAAAAACAGCGAUGACGGUUUGCCACUUAAAGUAAAAUAUCAUCUGCGUUUUGGUGCAGGUACUGAGAAAUCUUCAAAUUUACUAAGCUCCUUAAAAGAUACUGGAUGGAAUACACAUCUUCUCUUUCCAGAGAUACCUUCUCUAGGACCCAGGAACCUAGUUGAUGAUGAUGGGGGAGAUCCUGGGUACAUCAGAGAAGGGUUCCUGCUUUUGCAGCAUGUCGUAGAUCGGGCCAUCAUGACGUACCAUAACAGCAGAGCUGCAGAACAAGUGUUUAGUGAUGUCUUAAUUUUUCUUAGGCGGUUUCCAUUCCCUGCUUAUUAUAAUGAUACUUUUUUGUGGAUUUUUAUAAGUAUCUUCCCUUUGGUAGUUUUACUUGUAUUUUCCCUAACUGAACUUACCCUCAUCAGGACCAUUGUUUCGGAAAAGGAAAAGAGAUUAAAGGAGUACCAGCUCAUGAUAGGACUCAGUAAUGCUAUGCUCUGGGCUUCCUAUUUUGUCUCAUUCUUUCUGAUGUUUUUAAUUAUCGUCUGUUUACUGUGCGUGAUUUUAUUUGUCAAGAUCGUACCUGAUGUAGUCCUCCGGUACAGUGACCCAUCUCUCGUCUUUGUGUUUUUCCUGUGCUUUGUCAUCGCCUCUAUAUCCUUCGGCUUUCUGAUUUCCACAUUCUUCGAUACAGCUACUUUGGCUGUUUCUGUUGGAGGUUUCCUCUAUUUUGUCACCUUCUUUCCAUACGUAUUCGUGAGCACCAUGUAUACACAGAUGGCCCUUACCGAGAAGCUGGCUUUCUGUGUCUUUUCGAAUGUUGCAGUAGCUUUGGGGGUUGAUUUUAUAAGCAAGAUGGAAAUGAAGCAGUAUGGUGUCCAGUGGAAUAACAUGCUGUCACCAGUGAACCCAGAUGAUGACCUUAGUUUUGCUCAUAUUAUGGGAAUGCUUUUAUUUGAUGCUUUCUUGUUUGGCCUUAUGACCUGGUAUAUAGAUGCUGUCUUUCCAGGGAAGUAUGGUGUGCCCAAGCCAUGGUAUUUCUUUGUGCAGAAAUCCUACUGGUUUGGUAAAGCUUUAAGCAUUAAGAAGAAAGAAGAUAAGCAAAUUAUCGAUAUAACUAGAAGUGACUAUUUUGAAGAUGAGCCUGUUGAUUUGGCAGCUGGUAUCAGGAUUCAACAUCUGUACAAGGAAUUCACAAUGGAGAAGGAUACCACCAUGGCAGUAAAAAACUUAUCUUUCAAUGUAUAUAAGGGGCAAAUCACUGUUCUUCUGGGACCUAAUGGGGCAGGAAAGACUACCACCUUAUCAAUUCUCACAGGUUUGACUCUUCCUACAAGUGGAAAGGUGUAUAUUAGUGGAUAUGAUAUCUCAAAAGACAUGGUUCACAUCAGGAAUAACUUGGGCUUUUGCCCCCAGGAUGACAUAUUGUUUUCAGAAUUGACAGUAUCAGAACAUCUCUAUUUCUACUGUGUGAUAAAAGGAGUACCUCCAGAGAUACGUCUCACAGAAGCUAAUAAAAUGCUGACUUCUUUUGGCCUGCUGGAAAAGCAUGAUGCACUUGCAAAGUCACUGAGUGGAGGAAUGAAGCGCAAACUCUCCAUCAUUAUAGCACUUAUAGGAGGUUCCAAGGUGGUGAUACUUGAUGAGCCAACAUCUGGCAUGGACCCAGUCUCAAGGAGAUUCACCUGGAAUGUCCUUCAGCAGUAUAAACAUGAUCGUACCAUCUUACUGACCACCCACCACAUGGAUGAAGCUGAUGUCCUGGGUGACCGUAUAGCCAUCAUGGUCAAGGGAUCCCUGCAGUGUUGUGGCUCUUCAAUUUUCCUGAAAAGAAUAUAUGGUGUGGGAUACCACAUAAUUAUGGUGAAGGAGCCUCAUUGUAAUGUUGAAGAAAUUAUUCGAGUGGUUGAUCAACAUGUACCUGAAGCCAGAUUGGAGAACAAUGUUGCAGCUGAAUUAUCAUUUAUCCUACCCAAAGAAUACACACACAGGUUUAAAGACCUGCUUACUGAUCUGGAAAACAGACAGAAAGAGCUGGGCAUUGGUAGCUUUGGUGUCUCAAUCACUACCAUGGAAGAAGUUUUCCUUAGGGUCAGUAGAGAGGAUGAUGAAGCUUUCCAGACCCCAUCCGUAAAGGACAAAAACAGAAGAGAAAACAUGAACCAGAAUAUGAAUGUGCCCAGAAGUUUUGAGAGAUCAUACUCUCCCACUGCAAGUGAACCCUCUAAUAUUAAGUUUAAUACUGGGUGGUCUCUUAACUGCCAGCAGUUUUGUGCCAUGUUCUUAAAGAGGGCUAUGUUCUCUUGGCGCAACUGGAAUUUGAUGUUGAUGCAGAUACUGGGACUUCUGGGCAUUGUUUAUUUUCUCAUGAGAGGAAUGGAAAUUUCAAGAAACAGAGUUGAAAAUGCCAGGGAAAUGGAUUUGGAACAAUAUGGUCAAACCAUUGUGCCUUUCUCAGAUGAUGACCGUUCUGAUUUUUCUCAGAAUUUAACAGAAAUUCUUGAGAUGAUGCUAAAGGCUAAGAAACAAAAAUUUCAGGAAGUGAAAGGUGGCUUAAUGAAAUACUUGCAGGAAAGUCAAGAAUGCAUUUACUCAUGCAUUAUUGCACUUUCCUUUCACGUUGUUGGAAAUAAAAAAAUAGUUACACUUUGGUUCAACAACAAGGCAUACCACUCACCACCAUUAUCCCUGGCAGUAUUAGACAAUCUUAUUUUUAUGGCACUUUCUGGCCCUGAUGCUUCAAUUACGGUCUCCAACAAACCUCAGCCUCAAAAUAUUGUGUCUAAAAAACUUGAGGGAAGAAAAAUACCAGGAAUGCAGGUAGCCUUGAAUUUGUUUUUUGGUGUGAGUAUUUUUGUCAGUGGCUUUUGUCUUCUGACAGUGACUGAGAGAAUCACUAAGGCAAAGCACAUCCAGUUUGUGAGUGGGGUCUCUGCCAUUAAUUUCUGGCUCUCUGCUCUGCUGUGGGACUUCAUCAUCUUCUUCACUGCCUGCUGCUUACUAAUGGUGGUGUUCCUAUUAUCUGGAUUGGAUGCACUGACCAAGAAUUACUGCUUUCUGGACACAUUGGUCAUCUUCAUGCUGUUUGGCUGGUCUGUCAUUCCCUUCACAUACCUGAUAAGUUUCCUUUUUUCUAGUCAUACCAGUGCCUACAUCAAGCUCGUUAUGUUAAACUACUGUGCAGGAGUUUUCAGCAUAGUAAUGGAUAUAAUAAUAACCACAACAUCAGACAAAGGAUCUGCUUCUGAAAGCCUCCUACUUAAUUCAAUGAUGGUGUUACCCAUGCAUAACUUUGGGAUGAGCAUCAGCAAAUAUUAUGAUAACCAAGAGACAAAGAUUCUGUGUUCCUCAACAGAUGUUCCUGCCUUCAUAAACUGUAGUAAAGCAA